This is a messenger RNA of Prinia subflava (tawny-flanked prinia), 5638 nucleotides long. It is a transcript of the gene ANGPT1, whose product is annotated as angiopoietin 1. The record is from RefSeq and is a predicted model, not a curated record. Bases 520 to 2016 code for a protein of 498 amino acids. Gene Ontology annotation, molecular function: receptor tyrosine kinase binding. The transcript has 9 exons. Gene Ontology annotation, biological process: angiogenesis; Tie signaling pathway. NCBI's taxonomy places the organism in Eukaryota, Metazoa, Chordata, Aves, Passeriformes, Cisticolidae.
AGGGGCUGGGCAGCGUGCGCGGCUGGGGUCACGCAUGCAGCGGGUCUGUAAGAUGAUCCCUCUGUGCCGAGCCAUCAGCCAUCCUCAGCACAGGGGCGCACUCACACACGCAUUCCUGUCAAGUCGUCUUGGGAAAGGCUGCUUGCUUCCAGCUUGGCUUGAAAGUGCAACCUUAAUAAAACUCACUGAAGCCUGAGAGAAAAUAGCAGUUCUGCAGCAGAUAGUGUAGGGGAAAGAGACUGGGAUAUGCGUAUGCAGCUGACUAAAGCAGGCUACAUGCUGGACUGGAACAGAGAGGAAACAAUAAAUCUUAGCUACUAUGCAAUAAAUAUCCCCAAUUUUAACUAAGGAAGCUAUCCUCACAGUGAAAUUAAAAAAAAAACAAAACAGUUUAUCCAAGCUUGAUUGUAAAAGUGUGCUACUCUGCUUCUUUUUCCAAAGACUUUAAGGGAAAUUCAGAACAAACUUAAAGAGGAAGAAAAAGUUUUUCUUAAAGCAGGAAAGCAAAGUAAUAAUAACAUGUCAGUUUUCUUUUCCUUUGCUUUCCUGGCAGUGGUUCUUGCUCUGGUAGGCUGUACUAACCAGCGGCGGGGUGCAGAAGGCAGUGGGAGAAGAUUCAGCCGCGUUCAGCACGGGCAGUGCACCUACACCUUCAUCCUGCCAGAACAGGACGGGAACUGUCGCGAAAGCACCACAGACCAGUACAACACAAACGCUCUUCAGAGAGAUGCUCCUCACGUGGAACAGGAUUUCUCUUCCCAGAAACUGCAACAUCUGGAACAUGUGAUGGAAAAUUACACUCAGUGGCUGCAAAAACUUGAGAACUACAUUGUGGAAAACAUGAAAUCAGAGAUGGUGCAGCUGCAGCAGAAUGCUGUGCAGAACCACACUGCUACCAUGCUGGAGAUAGGGACCAGCCUCCUCAGCCAGACCGCAGAGCAGACACGAAAACUCACGGAUGUUGAAACCCAGGUGCUAAAUCAAACAUCCAGACUUGAAAUCCAGCUACUGGAGAAUUCCCUGUCAACAUACAAGCUAGAAAAACAGCUGCUACAACAGACACAUGAAAUCCUAAAAAUUCAUGAGAAAAACAGUUUACUUGAGCACAGAGUUCUAGAAAUGGAAGAAAGGCACAAAGAGGAGCUGGCCACUUUGAAGGAGGAAAAAGAGAACCUACAAAGCUUAGUCACACGACAAAGCUACAUAAUCCAGGAACUAGAGAAGCAGUUAAACAAGGCAACAAGCAAUAACAGUGUCCUGCAGAAACAGCAGCUUGAAUUGAUGGAUACAGUUCACACCCUGAUCACCCUCUGCUCCAAGGAAGGAGUUUUACUAAAGAAUGCAAAAAAGGAAGAGGAAAAGCCAUUCAGAGAUUGUGCAGAUGUAUAUCAGUCUGGUUUUAACAAAAGUGGGGUCUACACUAUUUAUAUUAACAAUGUGUCAGAUCCCAAAAAGGUCUUUUGCAAUAUGGAAAUUGCUGGAGGAGGAUGGACAGUUAUACAACACCGAGAAGAUGGAAGUCUGGAUUUUCAGAAAAGCUGGAAAGAAUACAAAAUGGGUUUUGGUAGCCCUUCAGGUGAACAUUGGCUGGGAAAUGAAUUUAUCUUUGCAAUAACGAGUCAGAGGCAAUAUUCUCUAAGAAUUGAAUUAAUGGACUGGGAAGGAAACCGGGCAUAUUCACAAUAUGACAGAUUUCACAUAGGAAAUGAAAAACAGAAUUACAGGCUUUAUUUAAAAGGCCACAGUGGAACUGCUGGAAAACAGAGCAGCCUGAUCUUGCAUGGUGCUGAAUUCAGUACAAAAGAUGCUGACAACGACAACUGCAUGUGUAAAUGUGCUCUCAUGUUGACUGGAGGGUGGUGGUUUGAUGCCUGUGGCCCCUCCAAUCUCAACGGGAUGUUCUACACAGCCGGACAAAACCACGGGAAGCUGAAUGGCAUCAAAUGGCAUUACUUCAAAGGCCCCAGCUACUCCCUGCGCUCCACCACCAUGAUGAUCCGGCCUUUGGACUUCUAAAGGAAUUCCAGAGUGGAUCCCACAGAAGCCAGGCUGGCACUGCCCUCAGCAGCAACACUGUCACAGUCUGAAGGUAAAGGUGAAGGGCUCCUUGAAAGCAACACACAGGGAUGAUGCAAAGCCGCUUCGCCAUCACUCCACAACCUGCAAACACUUCCCAACACUCACCCCAUAUUUUGAUCACUGCAGUGGUUUUCAUUACUGCUUGGUUUAGAAGAAGGUGGCUGAAAUGAUUUUCCAAAGAACUGGACUUGGCUAUUCUGCCCAAACUUGGUGCUUGGCAGUGGAUGUCUUUUUUUUAUUAUUUUUCCUAUUUCAACAACAGGAUCAGAAUUUGAAGAACUGAAGCCUAUUAACCAUGCUCUAAUGAGUAGAGUUAUGCAGCACUGAAAUGCCAACAUUUUACCCAUGAAAAAGGAUUACAAGACACUUUUAUUAAAACUUGUCUUAAAGCAUCCAAGGUGACCACUCCAAAUACUGUUUUUCUUAAAUGAACUGAAUUUGAAUAGUGGAUGGAUUUAUGUUAAUCCCAGAGUCAAAUUAUUUGUACAAAUAUUAUUUUUCAUUAAAUACUUUAAGGAUGGAUUUCUAAUAAACUGAGUCAAACAUAUGAAUAAUGAUAAGGGUAAUAAGCAUAAAUUCCUCAGUUGCUCUGUAGAGGUAAAUCAGGUAAUUGGCAUAAUCCCUGAGCUAGGAUUUAUAGUGUGAUAACAAAAGUAGCUGUGUUUUUAGGUUUUUCUUUUCUUUCAUUAAAGGCAGUCUGAAUGUCAUGUAGAAUAAUUAAUGGAAGGUUUAAAGAAUGUGAAAUAUUAUCCAAGAGAAAAUACGGGAUUUUGCAUGGAAUUUUUCCAUCAAAAAAACACAAGAAGGCAAACUGUUAAGAUAUUCAAAAAUUACAUAAAUGCAUAGCUUAAAGCAAUGGAUUAAUUUUACAGUAUCCUUGCAUGUGCGCAAUUUAUCCUUAAUUAUUUCACUUUUUUAUUACAUUUUUGUGAAUAUCAGAAGCAUGCCAGUUCUACACAGUGCUUAGGCUACAACUAUUAAAAAUGCUCAUCAGAAUUGUACAUAAAAUAAAAAAUUGUGAACUUGUAAAUAUCAUGUUUAUAUUUCCUGCAACAGUCACUUAUUUUGUAUAGGCAACCCUGAACCCACAUAAAGGGUGAAAAGCCUCAAAUAGGUAUAAAUAUUAACUUUAGAUGACUGCUUACAGGUUGCUAACAAGUAGUUUCAUUCUGUUAAAAUGCUGAAGUGUGGGACUGUUGGAAAAGAUAAAAGUCUUCUAAUAACAAGCAAUAAACUAACGGGUGGCCUAUGAGGGUAUAGAGACAACUCUUUCCAUUUACAGCCCUUUUGAUGAAGUCAUAAGAAUAAAGUCCAUUAGGGAAAGUAAUUUUCAAUCAUUCUAUUUCUGCUAGAAAUAAAAUGAAAAAGUUUACCCUGCUCCCACCAAAAUCAAAAGUAAUACUCUCCUCAAUUAAAUUGGGACCAACAUGGCACACAGAGUCUGCAGGUAGUCAGAAGUUUGUUCAUCUCCUUGUUGCUUUGUUCCAUUUUUUGAACUGUUCCUGAGAUGAGGUAUAACGAUGAUCUGAUUUUUUCUAAAGGGUAAUAACUUUAACUUUUUUUCCCCUUACCUUUUAUUUUUUUUUUCAUUUAGCAGUUUAUUUCUAUGGAAUAAAGAAAAAUGACUUGGAUAUUUUUAAACACCUCUUCCUAAGGAUCAAAAGGCUAUAGUACCACUGUUCUCUGUUUUGUUAUAAUUUGAUGUUUGCUACAUUUUCAGUGGGAAGAUUUUUUGUGUGUGUGUAGUUGUAUAUAUUUAUAUAUAUAUUUGAAAUAAUCUUGACUAAGUGUUAAUUUGAAGUUUUCUGCUGAAUAAGUUACCCAACUACUCUUUAUGCAGCACUUUCUUCACAGACAUAUUUUGUCCCAGUUUUCAGCAGGUUUUUUUUUUUUUUAAUGGUCUUCAUUAAUGUGCAAAAUAUGCAGUCUGUGUUCCACCAUAUUCUCAAAAGGUAGAGUUUUGCAGGUCUCCAAGUUAAGAAUGCUGGUUUUGCAGAUCCUAUUGCAAGAGGCAAAACACAUUUAAAAUUAAAAGCAUGAUAUUUACUGUUUAUUUAUCUGGGUUUGAAAAAAAUGUGGAUUUGGUUUCCUGUCCUUUAUAAUAAAAUGUUUUAAAAUUUUGCAGUCUGUAAUUUGCUUUGCUGUAUGUAUAGCUUUCUGUGACAGGCUGAUAACAUUUCAAAAGUCCCUAUCUCUCCAUGUAAGAAAUAGUAAUAAGCUUAGAGUAUAGGAAGGAGGAACUAAUUCAAGUUUAUCCAGUAAUUACUAUUUCUAACCUUUCAUAUACAUACUUCAGUAUUUUUUAAUUAAUUUCCUUGAUUAAAAUCAUGGGAUGGGACUCUAUUUCUUAUUUCUGGUUCAAAUCAUAGAACUCUCUAUCAAUCUUUCAAAUUCAAGAUUUCUUUAAUUCAACAGGUAAAGAUACAAAUUGAAGUGUGAUGUUUUCCAUGUCUUAUGAUGUGCUCUAUCAUCUGCUCAGUCAAAUUGUGUGUCAGUGACAAAUCGCUGGAAUUCAGAAAUUCCUUCUGCUCUAUUUCUAUGCCUUUAAACACUACAGUGAUCAGCUUUAACAUUUCUUUGUAGUCAAUUUUUCCUCAUUUUCUCAGGAUUUUUUUCUUAAUUGACUUGUUAUAUUCCUUUGGGGAAACACAGCUUUUCAAACCAACACUAAAGGUACAAGGAACUUCAUACAUAAAACCACAUUUUGCUCCUUAAGUUGAAUCAAUGUACUGCAUGAAUUGAAGACUUGCAAUUCCUAAACACACUGGGUUUGGAGUUGAUUUAUAUUAAAAUUCUACUUGCCCUGACAGAUAAUAAAAGAAGUUAUUGGUCAGUGGUAAUAGUAACUUUGCUAUUUACCCUUCACGUAUAAUUUCUUCCUGAUUUAUAAAACAAGAAUACACAAAAAUUUUACAAAGCAAUAAAUGUGUUUUCCACAGCAUAUUGAUCCUUAACUUUUAAUAUCUUUUGAGGCUGGAGAUGUCAUUUAAAUAUAUACUUUGCUAAGUGCCUUAGCAUCCAGUACUGACCUAUUAAGUAGGUAAAUCAUCCUCAUUUAUAGUCAUUUGUACAACUGUGUCCCAAGACAAAAUUCUUUAAAAAAUCCUUCCAGCUAUAAAAACAACUUUCUUCUCUGCAGACUUGAAGCUCAAACCACAGCUCUGACCAUGCCUCAAAUAAUCUCGUUUGGGAUUGGCACGGUUUCCCUUCUCCUCUGGGAAGAACAAAACUGAAAUAGCAAUCACAACAAGAGCUUAAUUCUCUAGGUAGGAUCAAGCGUAAUUUACAACCAGACUGUGCUGCAGUUGUGCCAAAAAGCAUUCCUACCUAGCAGCUUUUACAUGAGCUGGACAGCCUGAGGAGAGAGGCAGUAACCCUGAGUACAGCUGCUGCUGCUGCUGUCUGACCCAGCUGGGGUGUGCACACAGACCCAGCACACGCAAAUCCAUGCAUCCUGAGAAAGCACUGCAGACAAUUCAAAUGAUCUCGCCUAAACUUUAACUAAAGGGGCUGUACUCUCAGGUAAAAAAAAAAAAAAAAAAAAAUUAAAAAUUUAAAA